This is a messenger RNA of Talaromyces atroroseus, 984 nucleotides long. RefSeq lists its product as hypothetical. NCBI's taxonomy places the organism in Eukaryota, Fungi, Ascomycota, Eurotiomycetes, Eurotiales, Trichocomaceae. The record is from RefSeq and is a predicted model, not a curated record. Bases 1 to 984 code for a protein of 327 amino acids. The transcript has 3 exons.
AUGACCGACGCAGUUGCUACUCAACUCCAAGACCUUCCACUCCUUGUCACAGCCGAGUCUUGUAUUGGUAGAACGUAUAUAGUCACUGGAGCUAAUACGGGGCUUGGUUACGAGGCAGCCAAACAUCUUGUAGCCCUCGGGGCUGCGAGAGUCAUUCUGGCAGUGCGUAAUUUGACCGCGGGUAAGACUGCCUUGGCCAACAUUGUGAAGGAAACUGGGAAGGAGGAAAAUGCUGAAGUUUGGGCUCUCGAUCUUUCCAGCUAUGACUCUGUCAAAGCAUUUGCCAGUAAAGCAAUUGCGAAGCUGGAUCGCAUUGACGCAGUGAUUGAAAACGCUGCUGUUGCCACCGACCAUGACAAGGCUGAGGGACGUUCUUUGUGCCUAACAGUUAAUGUUUUCGGCACAUUUUUGCUGGGGGUAUUGCUUUUCUCUAAACUGAGAGAAAGUGCACGAGCGUUUGGCAUAACUCCUCAUUUAACUAUCGUCACUAGUGGCACAGCCUUUGAUAUUCAGGCGAAAUGGAACGAGUUGAGGGAUGACCCGCUGGUGAAGAUGGAUAAAGAGGAUAUCGGAAGGGCAAUAUACCCUCUCAGCAAGCUUUUGGAGGUUUUAUUUGUGCGCCAGCUUGCCAGCUUGGUUCCUGUUUCUCGGAGCGGAGUUGUGAUUAACCUUGUUAAUCCCGGCUUGUGCAAGACGGAACUCUCCCGAAAUGCAUCACCAGAAUUCCGGCAACAGCUUGCAAAACUGCACGCAAGCUACGGACGCACUGCGGAGGUUGGAAGCAGAACACUUCUGCAUGGUGCUGUUGGAGGAAAAGAAAGCCAUGGAUGUUAUCUUUCAUCCUGUGAGAUUGCUGAAUACAAAGUACCUUCAUGGGUGACGGAUGAGGCAGGGAAGAAAACACAGGAAUUGGUUUGGAGCGCCAUCGCCGAAGAACUGGAGUUGAUCUCACCGGGAUGUAUGGAAUUUGUUGAAGAAGAGUAG